GGCACACAAAUCCCCUGUAAUGAGUCUUACGGUGAAGUUGAAAAAAUCCCCCAAAUGGAUCAAAUUUAUUCUCGGCUUUGUCUUGAUUGCCAUUAUUAUUACCGCUAUCGUAGUGCCUAUCGUGCUACCCGUACCGGAUAAUUCGACUACGGGCACCGGGACAACAUCUACAUCACUCACCACACCAACUACGACGACGGUAACUAACCCCACGUCGGCCGCAACAACAGUCCCACCAUCCGUCAACAAUAAUCGAUUAGAAUGUUAUCCGUUCAAAAACAUGGUCGAAGAGAACUGCACUGCCAGCGGAUGUCUAUGGGACUCUGCUAAUGGAUACCCUAAUUGUUACCUUCCCGAUUCUAGCGUCUACGGUUACGAGAUUGACGGAGAGUUAAUGAAUCUCCCUGAUGAGGCGGGAUUCAAGAUCGAUAUCCGCCGACGCCGAAAUGAAGAUGAGUCUAUCAUAUUCUCACUUUACGGAGGCGAUUUCGAUCAAGUCACGUUUGAAGUCAAUUAUUACAGUGAUAGCACGUUAGGAUUUGCCUUUUAUCCGAAAAACGAGGACCGGUUUGGAUUACGACCCCCCGUAUCGGUGACACCACCCACAACAAGUGUCACUGAAAACAUCCUGUACGAAGUCCAAUUAAUUUCUAAUGAGAAGGGCCAGCCUUUCAAUUUCCAAAUCAUUCGUAAAAAAUCCGGAGCUGUUAUUUUCGAUACAUCAAUGGGCGGCCUAACGAUCGCUGAACAGUUUCUUAUGAUAAGCACAAAGUUGCCUACCCAUUAUCUUUACGGAUUUGGUGAAAAUACUCACGACACCUUACUGCACGACAUGAAUUACAGAAUAUGGCCCAUUUUUUCUAGAGGCCAAGCUCCAGGCAUGGCAAAUUUGAACGUCUACGGAGCUCAGCCUUUUUACAUGGCUAGUGAAGAAGACGGCUUGUCUCACGGAGUUUUCUUACUCAACAGUCACGCCAUGGAUAUCACAACCAUGCCCAACCCGGGUAUCACGUUCCGAGCCAUCGGUGGCAUGUUGGAGUUCUUCGUUUUCCUCGGACCCGAGCCAGAAUCCGUUGUGAAACAGUACAGCGAUGUCAUCGGACGUACUUUCAUGCCUCCUUACUUUGCACUCGGCUUCCAGCUCAGCCGUUGGGGAUACAAGAACACGAGCGAAAUACGUGAUGCUAUCGACCGCACUCGAGCCGUUGAAAUCCCUCACGACGUUCAAUAUGCGGAUAUUGAUUACAUGGAUGGACGGAGAGAUUUCACCAUCGAUCCGGUUAAUUUUGCGGAUUUGCCUGCGUUGGUGGACGAAGUGAAAAAAGACGGCCUAAGGUUUGGAAUUAUCUUAGAUCCCGCUAUCGCACACGAGUCGUUUCGUUAUCCACCGUUCACUCGAGGUGACAAUGACAAGGUAUUCGUGCAAUGGGCAAAUUCAACGUACAAACCGGAUGACCAGGCUGCCAAUGACAACAACCUGUACGGUCGCGUAUGGCCGAGAAGACAAACUGCCUUCCCAGAUUUUUUGAAAAACGCAACAAAACGAUGGUGGACAGAGGAAAUUCGUCUUUUCCGCGAAGAACAAAAACUGAAUUUCGAUAUUCUUUGGAUCGAUAUGAAUGAACCUUCAAACUUUCUGACUGGAACUUUACUGAAAUGUCCGCCUAAUCGUUGGGAUGACCCACCCUAUGAAACAAUGGCUGCUAAUGUUGGCGCGACUGGAAGGCUCUCGGAAAAGACCAUUUGCAUGGCGUCACUCUUUGGUGAGGAAGAUGAAUUCCUCCAUUAUGAAGUUCAUAGUCUCUACGGCCAUUCCCAUGCCAUGGCAACCCAAAGUGCUGUACGUCAAGUUUUAACUAGAAAACGAUCCAUGGUUUUAUCGCGUUCCACUUUUGCUGGAAGCGGCAAAUACGCGGGCCAUUGGCUGGGCGACAAUUACUCGACAUGGAAACAAAUGGCUAACUCUAUCAUCGGCAUGUUGGAAUUUAACAUGUUCAAUAUUCCUUAUGUCGGGGCCGACAUUUGCGGAUUCAUCUUAAACGCCGACGAGGAAUUGUGCGAGCGCUGGAUGGAACUAGGUGCUUUUUACACUUUCUCCCGCAAUCACAACGCCAUCGUUUUCAGACCACAAGAUCCCGGCCAAUGGCCUGACACGGUUGCCGUUUCUAGUCGCAAAGCUCUUAACAUUCGCUACCGCCUCCUGCCUUACCUUUACACGCUCUUCUACGACAGUCAUACUGUUGGAGGCACUGUCGCCCGACCUCUUUAUCACGAAUACCCUAAGGAUAUCUACGCCCGUUCAAUCGACAAGCAAUUCAUGUGGGGACCGGCAUUAUUGAUUUCACCUGUACUACGACAAGGAGAAACUUCAGUUGAUGUUUACCUUCCCGAUGAUGUUUGGUACGAUUAUUACACGGGAAUUCGAAUAACAGUUUCAGGUAGCACAACAUUCUCUGCUCCUCGCGAUUACAUAAAUUUACACCUGCGCGGUGGCUAUAUUCUUCCCGCUCAAAAACCUGCCCUCAACACUAUGAUCAGCCGGGAAAAUAAUUUUGAACUGUUGGUGGCACUCAAUGAAAACAAUUACGCCAUCGGUAAAUUGUUUUGGGACGAUGGGGAGAGCGUCAACACGAUUGAAGAUGGUCGUUAUCAGAUCAAUACGUUCGAAUUGAACAGGGAAACGUUGAAUAUUAAAGUAGAAAAUGGAUCGGCUGAUGCUUGGAAUGGGAUCCCCCAGCUUUUGGAUACGGUUCAAUUCAUGGGAUGGUCGAGCGAACCGACAAAGAUUUCCGUAAAUGGGGUAGAUGUCGAAACGACCAGUUACGAGUACAACGAGACAAGCAAAAAUUUAUUUUUGUUUUACAAUUUUUCUAUGAAUGAAGACUAUGUUGUGGUAUUCGAUUAAUGGCCCGAAU
Messenger RNA from Daphnia carinata, 2915 nucleotides. Its product is annotated as maltase-glucoamylase-like. The transcript is spliced from 19 exons. Gene Ontology annotation, biological process: carbohydrate metabolic process. The record is from RefSeq and is a predicted model, not a curated record. Bases 20 to 2905 code for a protein of 961 amino acids. Gene Ontology annotation, molecular function: carbohydrate binding; alpha-1,4-glucosidase activity. NCBI's taxonomy places the organism in Eukaryota, Metazoa, Arthropoda, Branchiopoda, Diplostraca, Daphniidae.